Bicyclus anynana (squinting bush brown) is the source of this 3870-nucleotide messenger RNA. RefSeq names its product protein rolling stone. The record is from RefSeq and is a predicted model, not a curated record. Gene Ontology annotation, cellular component: membrane. NCBI's taxonomy places the organism in Eukaryota, Metazoa, Arthropoda, Insecta, Lepidoptera, Nymphalidae. Bases 504 to 1328 code for a protein of 274 amino acids. The transcript has 6 exons.
GUUCAGUAUAGUACGCACUACGCAGUCGGUAGUACGCACGCAGUAACCGCAGUCUCGCGCUGGUUGAGCGGGCGGCGCGGGCGCGCGCUCUAUCUCGUCAAUUCAUCAAAACUUUAAUUAAUUAAAUAUUAACAAAUUAAAUAAAUUAAAUAUUAAACUUAAUUUAAUUUAGUUACAGUUAAACGCCCGCGUAAUUGUUUAUUUAUGCUAAUUUUAAAUGUAGUUGAAAUAUUAAUUUGGAUUUUGUUUUAUCUACUGCAGUAUCCGGUUGUAAUAAAAUGGCUGAUGCGGUCACAAAAGGGUGUCCACAGCAAAUACUCAAUCAGAGAAGAAUCGUGACGGCAAGCUUUGCCGGGACGGCGAAGUCUAGACAUUGCGUCGCGACCAUAACGAUUUACGGAGAGGUUAAUUCAUUUCUCACGGUCGUUCACACAGAAUACAUGUUGAGUCAUUGUACGGAAAGGAGUCUAUUACUAUAAAGAGCCCGUUAUUAUAGAAACAAAAUGGAAAUGAAAAUGACGAAGUUAGAAAAAUGGAAAGAGGAAGCGCCCACAAACUGCUAUGCGUGUUGUACUGCCGCGCUAAAGGAAGAAAAUGAUACGCCAGAUCAGUUUGGAAGGUCAUGGCGAGGAAGGUUGUCACCUCUAUUCUGGAGGGUGCCAAUAUUCGUGUGGUCGGUUGCCAUCAUUUCCUGGUCGACGGCGUACUUCUGGGGACCUCGAGAAAUGUUCUUGCUGUACAUGACGCAUUGGGGAUUGAUUCUCAUUUUCCUCGAGUCACUUUUCGGAAUCAUAGUUACUGUAAAGAAAAUUAAUGGCAGUUUACCUGAUGACAAAGGGCUGCCUUGGUAUGUCAGGACAUAUUGGGUGUUGUACAACAUCACUGUUCCCGUGGCUUUCCUCAUCACGCUCUUCUACUGGGCCGUUUUAAGAGCACCAGGAAAGAAAAUAAACUACGCCCCAAACCCGAUACUAGACGUGAUGCUGCACGGCGUGAACUCGGGCCUGAUGUUUGUGGAGCUGAUGAUGUCUGCGCACCCCAGCCGGCUGCUCCACGUCAUGCAGCCGCUGUACUUCGCGCUGGCGUACCUCUUGUUCACCGUCGCUUAUUAUAUCUCUGGUGGACUCGACCCAUGGGGCAAUGCAUUUAUUUACCCAGUUAUCAACUGGGCGAAACCAAUACAGACGCUUGUCGUGGUGACCCUGACUGCGCUCUUCCUGGCUCUGAUGCACAUUCUGACCGUGGGCGUGGCUGCAGCACGCAACUUCAUCGCCAGAAAAUGCCUCAAAGACAAAAGUGGAGAAUACAACGAUGCUUUCGAAGCUUAGCCAUAUUGACUAUAGUGAUAAUUGUGUAGACUUCUUUAAUGAUGUGUAGGUUAGGAUUAAAGUGAUUGUGUUACAACUUACAACAUAUGAAAAUUACCUAAUGUAUACAUUUAAAAAUCUACGUAAGUAUUAAUAAUGGUAUGCACAAUGGACUACAUUUUAAAACUCAGCUCUAACUGUCUGCGACCUGAAGUGUGAUUCUGCUACUCAUCUCUAGUUUUUUAGUUGUCGAUUCAAUAUUCGCCUAUAAAUUAAUUUGAACUUCAUUUCUUUGGAACUUGCCAUGGAAAUGAGCGAUGUCACAUCGCUGUAACUCUAGAGAAUGCAGGGCUGAUGGAUUAUUUUACUCUCCAACUCAAUGUUUUAUUUUUUGAUUGUGUAAAUGCCGUAGGCUCCUUAGUGUUCAUUUACACGUGCGGCAGCUGCUACCGACGAUGGCAGUCGUCGACUCUUGGCGGCGGUCUACAGCGGUCGUUGACUGCAGUCGGCGACCAUCGACUGCCGCGGAGACGUCGCCGACUGCGGUCGUCGGUAGCAGUUGCCGCUCAUGUAAAUGAACUCUUAAUGAGACCUCAGUGGCGUCACCGGGGGGUCAAUGUCUUUCGAAGGAUAAAGUCAACCGACUGAUACCAAUAGUUUGACAGUGAGCUUUGCCUUAUUGACAUUAAUAGAUUUCAGAAACAACAAGAAGGCGUAUUUUUAAUUUAGUUUUAAUUUUAUGAAAGCGAAAUAAUUGUCGAAUAAAUCAAAAUGAGACAGGUAAACACGGCUUUAACCCUUCAUAUAACCAACAGCAACCACGAUUAAAUCAUUAAUUUGGUUUUAGCUUCGGAAAAAGAAAUUUUGGUGGAAGUUUAUCCAAGGGGCAAUUUGAUGUGUUUGGUAACAAAAAAAGAAAACUUUAAUUUAUUUCAGUUUAUAUUAUCGGGUCGUUGUAAGCAGAUAUUUAGCACCUAUACCUAUUGACAUUUUUUUUUUUUUUUAAAAACCCAACGAAGUUAUAUGCCGAUAUCAGUAGAAGUAUUGCAAAUAUUUUCUUCUAUUAUAUUAUAGAUAAAAUCGAAUAAUUAUUUACACUUUGUGAGUGGGUUCUACGUACUUUGUAAAGUUAAACUUAAUAUUAUCUAAUACAUAAUAUUUAGAUUUAUUAAAGAAACCUCACCUCUUUCAAUAAAAAAUAAAUUUACAGAACCGUAAUUAGUAACAAGUAAAGUAUAUACCUAUUAAGUUUGUAAUUAGUAAUAAUAAGUUAUUACUAAUUAUAAUUACAAUAUUUGUUACUAAUUGCUUACUUUUACUGUCACUUAUUUUCAAUGCUUAAGCAGUCAGUCAAUCCUUCAGUUAUUCAAGUGUAAUAUCAAUCGGCUCAAUCGCUUAUGUCAGAGACCAGAGACUUAGACUAAAGAGACUUAUUCUAAAUCUAAAUGGAUGGUCAAUUGGAUAUUUUUCAUGUUAUGCACACACUUGUGCACUAUAUUAUCUCCUGCGUACAGGGUUAAUCUCAGAAUGAAAUUGGCCACCGUGACCGAAAAAAAAUUACAAUUUGGUCGAGAGCAUAUUAUUAUUAUUAUAUUCUCACAUAAUAUAUAUUACAUAUGAGAAUCAUCGCCAUGAAUUUUUUAUGAAUUAAAUAAUUAAUCUUAACCAAAAUGUUUUAAAAAUUCCAAAGCACUCGAUGUUAUCGAAAGUUCAAACUACUCUGAAAAGGUGACAGUACUCGUAUGUACGCAGUCGACAAUGAACUUUAUUGAACAAUGCGAAUAAACCAGUUGUACAAAGAAAUAAGUAGGUAGAGGUAGGAAUACGUCAUUGCUUAAGCUAAAGUUGGGCUUACUGUUUCGAAAACAUCAUAGAUUAAGGGUAGGUCUUGCGCCGGUCAUUUAAUAAUGUAAGGAAAACAUUUAAAAAUAAUGUGUUUAGAUUUAACUAAUUUACUCAAUGGACUUUUAAAGAAUUCUGUGAUUUUAGUGUAGAUUUUUAAUGGUUUAUUAUUGGAGUGUGUUUAUGGUACAUUUACUUUUUAUGAUAUUUUUUUGUUAAUAAGUAUUGUAACCUCGUCAUGUUGCGGAAAAACAAGGAUCUAAUUUUGUCUAUUAACUUAAUAAGCACAUACGGCUAUAGAUAAUUUCACACACAGACAAUAUUAUUGAAAAUUUGUAGUUGCUCCUAAUGCGGGCUACAGACCUUAAGUUUUAACCGCGCAGUUUAACUGUACCUACAGUUUUUCUAAUCGAAUUUUCAGUCAAAAACCUUAGAAAAACUGUACAAUUAAAAAAGUUCAGUUCUCAGUUUUGCCUACGGACUGCUAAAACUGCAGGUCUGUAGCCCGCUUAUGAAAAUAAUACUUAAUGUUAUAUUCCCGAGAUACCACUUUUGGAAAUAAUAUUAUUGAUUGUGUUUGAGCAACCAAAUAAGAAAAAUAAAUACCUUUCCUAAAUAUGCAGCAAAUAUUUCUAAAAUGGUAGGGUAACUAAUGCUGUAAGAAUUAGUGUUGUGAUAGUUUUUUCGUGUAAAGUACUUAAUAUUAAAAUUUUGAGAUCUA